This is a messenger RNA of Racocetra fulgida, 2889 nucleotides long. The record is from the annotation of a GenBank genome assembly. NCBI's taxonomy places the organism in Eukaryota, Fungi, Glomeromycota, Glomeromycetes, Diversisporales, Gigasporaceae.
AUGGAAGCGGGUUAUGGCUCCGCGAGGCUCUCGGCGGUCGACCGCAGGAAAACACUCAUCAAACCCGAAAGAUAUCAAGCGCCUGCGGCUAUGUUGCCCGGUAAAGAAAAAAAAACCUUUGAUGUUUGGGUAAUUUUCUCUAAAAUUGUCACUUUCUGGGCUCCUGGAGCGCUUCUAUCUUCUAUUGGUGGUCUUCAUGAUGAAGCAUCACAGCAAGCUUGGCGUGAAAAAGUUACCUUAUGUUUUAUCGCCGUAGUUAUGGGUAGUACUGUUGCCUUCUUAACUGUUGGCUUUGCUGCUGUAUUAUGUCCUCCAGAUCAAGCAAAUAAUCCUCAAUUAUUUAAGCGUUAUGGUGACGCACCCGGUCAUUUGGGUAUUCUUGGAUAUCAAUUUGAUGUAUCUAACGCUAAAGCAAACAGUACUCCAAAUUUUGAUUGGGCUAAUUUAACAAAGACACAAAAUAGUCAAGAUAUUACAAACUUUUUUUUUCGUGAUAAUUCUAAAAUUCCUGGUUGUCAAGAUCCUACUAUCCAAAAAUUUGCUGCUGUAACAAUGCCACUUUGUGUACCUGCGAGUUCUUGUCCUCUUGAUACAAUUAGUAAUGCUACUUUUGGUACUUAUGGUAUUGUUAACACUACAAAAAAAGUUGGCUUCGAUUGGAGUCAAGUCGGCAACAUAUCUCACUAUUUAGUUAUUGAUGGCAAUGUUCUUAAUCUUAAAAAUUAUAUGGCUGCCAAUCCAAAACCACUUAAUAGUACUAAUAAUACUGAUACGAUGGAUAUAGUCAUUCGUACUGUCUUAAAUUCACCUCAUGCUCAAUAUGGAAGAGAUGCUACUCGACUUUUCUUUGGUAAACCCGAUCUGAAAGCUGCGGUUAAUUGUCUUGUUAACAAAUAUUAUGCCGGAAACAUUGAUAAACAAACAAUUGGAUGUUUCACCUCAGAACUUUUCUUAUACGUUUCAUUGACCGUCAUUUUGAGUAUCGUCUUAUGUCGAUUUUUUAUGGCGUGUAUUUUUGAUUGGUUUAUCUCCCAUCGUCUUGCUCUUGAACCAAAAGUCAAAGAUGCUAAUAGUAAUAAACCUUGGGUUCCUGGAACUAGUACUGUUAGGAAGGGAAUGACGAUGGAUGAUGUUGGAAAAGAUUUAUUUACUGUUUUACUUGUUACUUGUUAUUCUGAAGAUGAAGUUGGUAUAAGGUGUACUUGUGAAUCAAUGGCUGGUACUGCCUAUCCUGAUGAUCGCAAAUUAUUAUUCCUUAUUUGUGAUGGUAUCAUCGUUGGUAGUGGUAACGAAAAAAGUACUCCUGAUAUUUGUGUUGGUCUAAUGGAACUUGAACCUGAGUUCUCUGAUCCACAACCUCAAAGUUAUAUUGCUGUAGCUGCUGGGUCUAAACAACAUAAUAUGGCCAAAGUUUAUGCCGGAUAUUUCCCUUAUCAAGAUCGUCGUGUUCCUAUGGUUGUUGUUGUAAAAUGUGGUACUCCUGAAGAACAAGGCAAAGCAAAGCCUGACUAUGACUUGUUUAGAAAAAUUCAUCAUUUGAUGGGUGUAACUCCCGACUUUUUCGAAAUUGUUUUAAUGGUGGACGCUGAUACAAAAGUAUAUCCAAAUUCACUUCGACUUUUGAUUAAUUGUAUGUACAAUGAUCCUUUCAUUAUGGGUUUAUGUGGAGAAACGAAAAUUGCCAACAAACGUGAUUCUUGGGUAACGGCAAUUCAAGUUUUUGAAUACUACAUUUCACAUCAUUUGGGUAAAGGUUUUGAAUCAGUAUUUGGUGGUGUUACUUGUUUACCCGGUUGUUUCUGUAUGUAUCGUCUUAAAGCUCGUAAAGGUGAUGAUGAUUGGGUACCAAUUAUUACAAAACCAGAAAUUGUUCAUGAAUAUUCUCAAAAUACCGUUGAAACUCUUCAUCAAAAGAAUUUAUUACUUCUUGGUGAAGAUCGUUUCUUAACUACCCUUAUGUUACGAAACUUCCCACACCGUAAAAUGAUGUUCUGUCCACAAGCAGUCUGUAAAACUGUAGUACCUGACGAUUUCUGGGUUUUACUCUCUCAAAGACGUCGUUGGAUUAAUUCCACAAUUCACAACCUUAUGGAACUUGUUCUCGUCCGAAAUCUUUGUGGAACUUUUUGCUUUUCUAUGCAAUUUGUCGUUUUUAUGGAAUUGAUCGGUACCGUGGUCCUUCCUGUAGCUAUAAUAUUAACUUAUGCAUUGAUUGUUGCAAUGAUCAUGAAACCACCAAGUGAUUUUACUGAAGCAAUCCCAUUGAUGAUGUUGUGUAUGGUUCUUGGUUUACCAGCCAUUUUAAUUUUAAUUACUACACGUAAAGUAAUAUACAUCGCAUGGAUGUUUGUUUAUCUUUUGGCUUUACCUAUAUGGAAUUUCGUUUUACCAACUUAUGCAUAUUGGCAUUUUGACGAUUUCUCUUGGGGUGAAACCAGAAAAGUUGAAGGUGAAACCGCUGGCGAUGAUCAUGGUAAAAAAGAAGGUAGUUUUGAUGCUAAUAAAGUUCCAUUGAAACGUUGGGAAGAUUGGGAACGUGUUCGUCUUCGCAGGAAUAAACGCCAAGAACGUCAAGAACGUGCGAACCAACAAAAAGGUCCAUCACAUUUGACACAUCAAGUUUAUACUGGUGAUGACCAAAGCAACGCAUCAUUACUCGCGUCAAAUUACGUCAAUUAUGAAGGAGAUUACCAAGAUGCAAUGUCAAUGCACUCUACCGCUUCAGGAGACCUUGGACCUCAACAGCAAUAUUACGAUUAUUCGAACAGCAGAUAUCAACCACAGGAUUAUGACCGUUACCAACAAGAACAAUUUGAUAAUAUGCGGUUUGGCAAUACCCACGAUUUACAACGCGCACCAUCACCAAGAUUACCAGAAAACAAUUAUUAA